AAAAUACGGGUACUUCCGUUGGCUGAAACGAAAUGGCUGCCUUCCACUGCAGAGCAUAUUUUGCGCGCUUCGUAGCAUUUUAUUGAUAUGCUGUCGUGUGUUUACAGAUAUAGCCUAAUUUGUUUCGAAUAAGGAGCAAACAUGUUUAAAAAAGCAAAGAGAUCAAAUUUAAGACGGAGGAAUGAGUCGGACGAGGACGAGAAAGAGGAAAGUCAGACAGCACAGCCGCCAUGCGGGCCUUUCGCCGAGGAUAUCCCGAUGCUCGAUGCCCCCAGCACAGACACCUUCUCCGGGGUUAGCAUGGACGUGCUCCACGGCAACGGGUUUCAGUCAAAGGCCAUAAAGAAGGAAAAGAAAACCCGGGAUGCAGGGGGUGCCCCGAAAGCCAGUUUGCUGAGCUUUGACGACGAUGAAGACGAGGCAGAGGUGUUCAGAGUAAAGAAAUCUAACCACAGCAAGAAGAUCGUCAAGCAGCUGAAGAAAGAAUACAAGGAAGAUCUGGAGAAGGUGUGCUAUGUUAAACAAGAGCCCAACACCGACGUGUGGUCCCAGCCCCUGGCCUCCAUUAAGGAGGAGCCUGCCAGCCGGGCAGGCAGUGAACAGGGAGAGGAAGAGAUGGAAGUGGACAGUACUGACGAACAGGAGCCUAAGACACACAGCCAGAGCCUCGCCUCCAAGACUCCCACUACAACUGCAUCAGGAGCCUUCUCAAACACCAGCACCUUGUCCACGCUCAGCAACCUACGUCCAGGUGAGAUCCCGGACGCGGCCUUCAUCCACGCGGCAAGGAAGCGUCGUCAGAUGGCGAGGGAGCUAGGCGGCGACGCCCCCCUGGUGGAGACGGACACGCCCAAGAAGCGUCUUGUCCGAGAGGAGGAAGAGGAGGGAGACGGGAGCGACGAUGAAGACGAAGAUGAGAAGAGGAUCAGCUUCAGUGGAGUCAAGAACAAGAGCCAGAGGACCAGGAUAGCAGAAGAGAUAGGUAUAGAGGGUAGUGAUGACGAGGCGUUGGAUACAGGAGGUCAGGAUGAGGAGGUAUCACGCUGGGAACAGGAGCAGAUACGCAAAGGGAUCAGCAUCCCCCAGGUCCAGUCCUGCCAGCCAGAGGACAAUGUGUACUACCAGAGCAGCAGCUACAACCCCCAGCAGCCCUACAGCUCUACCUACGGCCUGCCCUACUCCUACAGCAGCAAGCCUGAGGGUUGCACACUGGUCUACAGUGCCCCUGGUGGUGACCUCUCACCUGUCACUACUGACCUGGUCAAGACACGCCUCAGAGACAGGCUGAGCCAGAUGCGUGUGGGCCAUGAUGCUAAUGCUAAGCGCUACGAUCAGAUCCAGGAAGAACUCGAGGCAGCUCAGAACGCCAUUCGCCGGCUCGAGGGUUCAUCCAAUGACGACGCAGAACAGUAUAAAUUCUUGCAAGAGAUGCGAGGGUAUGUUCGAGACUUGCUUGAGUGUUUCGGUGAAAAGGUUCCCACCGUGGCGGAGCUGGAGGGCAACAUGCACCAGUUACUAAGGCAACGGGCCUGUCGGCUGGUCCAGCGGCGCCAGGAUGAUAUUAAAGAUGAAUCGGCGGAGUUUGCAAGCCUUUCAAGUAAGGCUGUGAUGGCUCCUAACCUCAUGUCUCUUGACUCGUUUGGGAGAGACAGGACAGUCUAUCAGGAGCACGCCAGACAGAGAAGGAUCGCUGAACGAGAAGCCAGACGAACGCGGCGGCGGCAGGCGCGGGAGCAGAACGGGAAGAGGGCAGAGCAUCUAGAGGGGCUUUCCUCCGACGAUGAGGAGACGUCGACUGACCUCACAUCGUACUGUCUGGAGAGAGGUCGUAUAGUGUGUGAGAGUAAGAAGGUGUUUGAGGACGUGCUGGAGGACUUCCAUUCUCUGGACAGUAUCAAGAGUCGUUUUGAGGUGUGGAGACAUCUCUACUUCACCUGCUACAGAGACGCUUACAUAGGACUGUGUCUGCCCAAAUUAUUCAACCCCUUAGUACGACUACAGCUCAUCACGUGGAACCCUCUACAGGAGAAGUGUGCUAACUUCGAGUACAUGUUGUGGUUUGAGUCGCUGUUGUUCUACGGCUGUGAGGAGCAGAGUGGGAUGAAGAAGGGAGACGUGGACAUCAACUUACUGCCGGCUAUAGUGGAGAGAGUUAUACUGCCAAAACUAGCAGUGCUUGCUGAGCAGGUGUGGGAUCCUCUGUCCAGCAGUCAGACAACCAGACUAGUGAGCUUCGUGACCAGACUCCUCAGAGGAUAUCCUACUGUUCUGAAUGGAGACAACAGGAACACACAGGAGUUUCUGAAGACCAUCGUUUUGAGGACCAGAAGGACUCUAGAUGAUGACGUGUUCUUACCUCUUUACCCCAAGAAUGUGUUGGAGAAUAAGAAUGGUGGUCCGUACCUCUUCUUCCAGAGACAGUUCUGGUCCUGUGUCAAGUUGCUAGGUAACAUCCUCCAGUGGAGUGGUGUAUUGUCUGUUUCCACGGUGAGAGAGUUGGCUCUGGACUCCACCCUGAACAGAUACAUCCUGUCAGCCCUACAGAACGCUGAGGCUGGGGCAGACAGCGUACUGAAGAGUCAGAGGGUGGUGGAGUGUUUCCCAGCCCAGUGGUUUGUAGGGUUGAAAGGUCAGCAGACGCUGCCUCAGCUGGAGCCCUUCUGUCGUUACCUCACCCACCUGGCCUCUGCUCUGCUGAGAGGUUCUCUGGGGGGGUCCGACGUCGACAAGAGGAACGCCAAGGAGCAAAUCAAGGAGGUGGUGAAGCUGUUGGCUCGUCUCAACGCUCUGGAUCACCUCAUCACCGUGGCAACGGAACACGGCAUCAAGGACAUCGCACCUCUACUGGACUCCAAGUGACGUCACCGCACCGCUGUGUGUGUGUGUGUGUGAGGUCAUCUGAACCCUGUUGUUGGGUCAAACUGCAAGGGUUAUCAUAAUGGACGUUAGUGUGUGUGUGUGUGUGUGUGUGUGAGAGCUGGAGGAGUGUGUGUGUGUAUAUAUUGUGAAUAUUGUACAUGUGUGAGAAUGUGUCGGGAGGACUAGGAGACCUAAGAGCAGGUCUGUUGGAUCACAGAUCAUCACACACUUCCUCAUCUGGAACUGCUCUACGGAGGAAUACUGGGAGAUGUAGUUUCUCUCGACAGUCCUCAGACUGGGAGUAUUGCUACUUUCUACGGCAGAACUGAUUUAAACAUGAACCACCAUCUUCCCUCGCCACCUGAGCUGAAACCUAACAUGGGGUUUUGUCUCAUAGCAUGAUCCCCUCUCUCUCCCGUCCUCUUCAUGACGAUCGGAUAAAUCCGCACCAAGAAGAAGACUUUAUUGUCCGAUGUAGACGAAUGUCCAACGGAAACUUGUCUUUUUUAUUUAAACUGUCAGAUGUCCUCUCACCUGCUCUCUCUCUCGUGUUUCACCCUGUGCCAUGACUUCUCUGCUUAGCUGAUCCUAGAUCAGCUUAUUGGUUGUCGCCCUAAUUUAAAAGGGUUGAAUGUAACUGAUCAUAGAUCAGUAUCUAGACUCUACUUCAUUCUGUUGACGUAGUCUCUCACACAAACCGUUCUCCAUCACGACCCUCUGAUUGGAUGAGGAUGUAGAGGGGGGGGCUUUAUAUUUUAAUUUAGCAGAUUUUUGUGUUAAUGUUUUGAUUUGAAUUGAAUAAAAAGUAGCUGUGGAA
Messenger RNA from Salvelinus fontinalis (brook trout), 3676 nucleotides. RefSeq names its product PAX3 and PAX7 binding protein 1 (gene paxbp1). Bases 142 to 2859 code for a protein of 905 amino acids. Gene Ontology annotation, biological process: spliceosomal complex disassembly; positive regulation of transcription by RNA polymerase II; mRNA splicing, via spliceosome. Lineage: Eukaryota; Metazoa; Chordata; Actinopteri; Salmoniformes; Salmonidae. The transcript is spliced from 18 exons. Gene Ontology annotation, cellular component: U2-type post-mRNA release spliceosomal complex; nucleus. Gene Ontology annotation, molecular function: DNA binding. The record is from RefSeq and is a predicted model, not a curated record.